Messenger RNA from Carlito syrichta (Philippine tarsier), 2007 nucleotides. RefSeq names its product solute carrier family 9 member B2 (gene SLC9B2). The transcript is spliced from 12 exons. Bases 227 to 1840 code for a protein of 537 amino acids. NCBI's taxonomy places the organism in Eukaryota, Metazoa, Chordata, Mammalia, Primates, Tarsiidae. The record is from RefSeq and is a predicted model, not a curated record. Gene Ontology annotation, cellular component: membrane. Gene Ontology annotation, molecular function: antiporter activity. Gene Ontology annotation, biological process: proton transmembrane transport.
CACGCCGGCGCCGUGGCCUGAGCCCCGUUAUCUACAAUAACUGCUGCCUUGGGGCGCCGCCUGGGACGAUGCGCCAACCCGGAAAUCCAGCGCGCGGUGGCAACACGAGGCUCUGCCGCCUGCCCCGCAGCCCAUUUCCUAACUGGUGGGACUGAGCCGGGUCGACUCCGCCGGAGACCGCCAGAUCUUGUUCCUCUUCCCUCUGUUAUCUUCUUAAUUAUAAAUCAUGGAAGAUGAAGAUAAAACAAUUGAAUGUAAAGAUUCAGAACCAUCCACAGAGAUGAAUCGCACAGACUCUGCACAUCAAGAAACACAGGAGGAGACAGCUAUGAACUUCAAAGGUAUAGAUGAAAAUGAACCAACAGAAGGAAGUAACCUCUUGAAAAGCAACGAAAAAAAGCUACAAGAAACAGCAACUGAAGCAAAUCACUUGCAAAGACUGAGACAAACACUGGCUUGCCCUCCACGUGGUUUACUGGACAGAGUAAUAACAAAUGUUACCAUCAUUGUUCUUCUGUGGGCUGUAGUGUGGUCAGUUACUGGCAGUGAGUGUCUUCCUGGAGGAAACCUAUUUGGAAUUAUAAUCCUAUUCUAUUGUGCUGUCCUUGGAGGUAAAAUUUUAGGGCUUUUUAAGUUACCUACAUUGCCUCCACUGCCUCCUCUUCUUGGCAUGCUGCUUGCUGGUUUUCUUAUGAGAAAUAUCCCAGUCAUCAGUGAUAAUGUCCAGAUCAACCAUAAGUGGUCUUCUUCUUUGAGAAGUAUAGCCCUGUCUAUCAUAUUAGUUCGUGCUGGCCUUGGUCUGGAUUCAGAGGCCCUGAAGAAGUUAAAGGGUGUUUGUGUGAGACUGUCCCUGGGUCCCUGUACUGUAGAGGCAUGCUCAUCUGCUGUUCUUACACACUUCCUGCUGGGUUUACCAUGGCAGUGGGGAUUUAUGCUGGGUUUUGUUUUAGGUGCUGUAUCUCCCGCUGUUGUGGUGCCUUCAAUGCUCCUUUUACAGGGAGCAGGCUAUGGUGUUGAAAAGGGUAUCCCAACCUUACUCAUGGCUGCUGGCAGCUUUGAUGACAUUCUGGCCAUCACUGGCUUCAAUACAUGCUUGGGGAUGGCCUUUUCCACAGGCUCUACAGUUUUUAAUGUCCUCAGAGGAGUUUUGGAGGUGGUAAUUGGUGUGGCUACUGGAUCUCUUCUUGGAUUUUUUAUCCAGUACUUUCCAAGCAGUGACCAGGACAAACUUGUGUAUAAGAGAGCAUUCCUUGUUUUGGGGUUCUCCGUGCUAGCUGUAUUCAGCAGCGUGUAUUUUGGUUUCCCUGGAUCAGGAGGACUGUGCACGUUGAUCAUGGCUUUCCUUGCAGGCAUGAGAUGGACCAGCAAAAAGGCAGAGGUUGAAAAGAUUAUUGCAAUUUCCUGGGAUGUUUUUCAGCCUCUUCUUUUUGGACUGAUCGGAGCAGAGGUAUCCAUUGCAUCUCUCAGACCAGAAACUGUUGGUCUUUGUGUUGCCACCCUGGGCAUUGCAGUAUUGAUACGAAUUUUGACUACAUUUGUGAUGGUGUGUUUUGCUGGUUUUAACAUAAAGGAAAAGAUAUUUAUUUCUUUUGCAUGGCUUCCUAAGGCCACAGUUCAGGCUGCAAUAGGAUCUGUGGCUUUAGACACAGCAAGAUCACAUGGAGAGAAACAGCUAGAAGAUUAUGGAAUGGAUGUGUUAACAGUGGCAUUUUUGUCCAUUCUCAUCACAGCCCCAAUUGGAAGUCUACUUAUUGGUUUGCUGGGCCCCAGACUUCUCCAGAAAGUUGAACAUCAAAAUAAAGAUGAAGAAGUUCAAGAAGACACUUCUGUACAAGUUUAGAGGUGAUAAGAAAGUAUGCUGAACAUAACGAUUAGAAACUUUUAUCAAGAUGGAUAAUGAAAUAUGUGAUGUUUAUGCAUACAAUGUGCUGAAAUGUGGCCAUUUCUUUGAACAAUAUUUUUCGCCCUUACUCUUUCCAUGUAAUUGAUAAUGUUCUACAUCUCCAA